Pogoniulus pusillus (Red-fronted tinkerbird) is the source of this 3027-nucleotide messenger RNA. RefSeq names its product RNA binding fox-1 homolog 3 (gene RBFOX3). Gene Ontology annotation, molecular function: mRNA binding. NCBI's taxonomy places the organism in Eukaryota, Metazoa, Chordata, Aves, Piciformes, Lybiidae. Gene Ontology annotation, biological process: regulation of alternative mRNA splicing, via spliceosome; nervous system development. The record is from RefSeq and is a predicted model, not a curated record. Gene Ontology annotation, cellular component: cytoplasm; nucleus. The transcript is spliced from 15 exons. The coding region runs from base 548 to 1618 and encodes 356 amino acids.
GCGGGCGCAGCCGCGUGCGAGGCUGCCCGGUGAGGCGAGCCCCAGCCCGGCGAGCCCGGCCCGCUGCCGCCCCGGUCGCCGCUGCUCGGGAGAUGCCGUUCGGCGAGUGGGGACCCGCGGCUGCCCUUCGCCUCUGCCGCCGCGGCGGGGACCUCUGAGAGCGCUGAGACACUGCGGCUGCGAGACCCCAACGGCUCUUCCCGACUGCUCUGAGGGGUCAACGCGAGCCUGAGCUCCUGCCUGCCACUGCAGCACGACGUUCCUGCUUGUGGACUCCAGAGAGCCCAACACGAACACCCCCGGAGGAGCUGGCCUGAGUAAAAGACCGUGCGCUCAGUGCCAGUGUCUAAUGGCACCGAAGUGAAGGGGCGAGCGCUGCUCCUGGGGCGCAGCCGGCCUGCCGCAGAUGACCCCUCCUAACUAGCGCCGAGGGGUCGGGAGGGACGGCCGAGGAGGGGAGAGCCCGAGGGGCGAGCCGGGAAGACGAGGAUAGCGGUGUGCGGAAGAGGACGGACCCGCCAGCAGCUUCAAGGCUACCUGUCGACACAUGCUGUGCUCCAUGGCUAACUCGGGCUGCCUCCUUGUCUCCAACUCAGGCAUGCUUCCUCACUCUCUCCCCUGUCCUCCAGCCUUCCUCUACCUCCAACAGGGUAACCAGGACGCUACGGCUCCGCCGGACGCGAUGGCUCAGCCCUACCCUCCGGCCCAGUACCCCCCACCCCCCCAGAACGGGAUCCCCGCAGAGUAUGCACCACCACACCCGCACCCCACGCAGGACUACUCGGGGCAAAGCACAGUACCAGAGCACGCCAUGACCCUCUACACACCAGCACAGAGCCACGCCGAGCAGCCGGGCACCGACGCCAGCACACAGUCCAUAGCAGGGACGCAGACGGUACCGCAGACAGACGAGGCGGCACAGACAGACAGCCAGCAGCUACACUCCUCAGACGCCACAGACAAGCAGCAGCCCAAGAGGUUACACGUCUCCAACAUCCCCUUCCGAUUCCGGGACCCUGACCUGCGGCAAAUGUUUGGGCAAUUUGGGAAGAUCCUGGAUGUGGAGAUCAUUUUCAACGAGCGGGGCUCCAAGGGUUUUGGGUUUGUAACUUUUGAAACUAGCACAGAUGCCGACCGGGCACGGGAGAAGCUGAAUGGCACCAUCGUAGAGGGCCGGAAGAUUGAGGUGAACAAUGCCACAGCCCGGGUCAUGACGAACAAGAAGGCUGCCAACCCCUACACCAAUGGCUGGAAGCUGAACCCAGUGGUGGGAGCAGUCUACGGCCCCGAGUUCUACGCAGUAACGGGGUUCCCGUACCCUGCCACGGGGACAGCUGUGGCCUACCGAGGGGCACACUUACGGGGCCGAGGACGCGCUGUCUACAACACCUUCCGCGCUGCGCCGCCGCCGCCGCCCAUCCCCACCUACGGCGCGGUCGUCUACCAGGACGGGUUCUACGGAGCUGAGAUCUACGGGGGUUAUGCUGCAUACAGAUAUGCCCAGCCUGCGGCAGCAGCAGCAGCAUACAGCGACAGUUACGGCAGAGUGUAUGCAGCAGCAGACCCAUACCACCACACCAUCGGCCCCGCCGCCACGUACAGCAUCGGCACCAUGUGAAACCACGGCCGUUUUCCUUCUGGGACCAGGAAGGGCAAAAACCUCUGUACACACACACACACGCACACACGCACACACCCCCCCGAAAAAUAUACCGAAAAUUCCAAAAAAAUAAAACAACUUAAAGCAAAGCAACAGAAAAAAAUAUAAAAGACAAAAAGACAAAAAAGCAAAGCGGUAACAGCCAAGUGACAGUCCCAUAACACCGUCCACACACGCACCGAGCGAGCGAGUCCCGGAGGAGAGCCGCGGCGAGCACGGACCGGCCGGACACGCCAGAGGGUCCCCGCUCCACCCCGGCCCCCCAGCCCGUGGCAGGGAGGGAGAGUCGGCACGCAUCGAGCGCAGGGCGUCCAGAGGGGCCCCCACCCAGGUGCAGGGCCUGGGCACCACGUCUUCCUUUCAGCCCCGGCGCAGCGGCAGCACUGGGGGUGCCGGCGGAGCAGUGCAGCACGUCAGCCCUGCCCUGGCUCUGGGGACCGGACACCAGGUUGGGAACCCGGAUUCACGUUUCCCUUCCCGAGCUCCAGUGCUUGCCGGUCAUCAGGGUGUCGAGUGUGCGAGGCCCCGGCUCCCGCGUGGAGCUGUGGCGGCGGCACAGCCGCUUCGCUGAGGCGCUGGGCGUUGCAGGGGGAUGAGCCUCAGCCUUUUAAAGGGAAAUUUUGUUAAGAGGAGCUUGCAACUCGCUUGCGAUCCCUUUCCCCUCCCUCCCCUCCCUCCCCUGACACACCCAGGGCUCCCACUCCACAGGGAGCAGUCCUGAGCAAUGCCGCUCAUGGCCCCCCCUGCGCUGAGCCAGAACCAGGAUCCUGCUCCCGCUCCCACCUGCUCCGUGGCAUGGGACACUCUCAUGGCCACCCAUCUCUGUCCAAGACAGCGGGACCCUCCUAGCCCUCAGCACAGGGUCUUGGCCAUGGCAUAGCCUGUGGGGCCCAGCCCAAACCCCCGGGGUUGGUCCGCAGCAGCCAGCACGCCGGGUCCGGUGCCACAAAGCCCUGCAGAGCCCACUCUGGGUCGCAGGCCUGGCCUCGUGCUCAGCCCCUGCCCCCAGCCCCUGCCCCACGUGGCUCUGCCACUCCUCAAACCUCACUUUAUAGUCUGCAGACACCCCAAGGCUCCAGCAACGAGCUCCCCCUUUUCUAUUCCCAGUGUACAUAGCCCCGGCCGCCCUGGCCCCGCGCCCCUGCCCUGUACAAAGCUCCUUCCAUCGCUGUACUGGCUUCUUCCUUACAGCAAAACCCCUGUGCCGGCCGCCGGUGCGCAGGCUGGUGCUGGCCCAUCCUGUAUGCUUCAAAGGUGUGACCAUUCUAAUAAACAGUAUUAUUAUUAUUAUUAUUAUUAUUAUUAUUAUUAUUAUUACAAGGAUUAUUAUUAUUAUUGAAAUUAUUAAUAAAGAUUUCUUUCUUCAA